AUGGGGUCGACUUCCGCAGCCGCAGGCCUGCUGGCGCGGCAGCUGAAACAAAUGAAGAAUGAUAAAGACAUUCCAGGCAUCUCUUGCGGCCUCGUUGAUAACAAUGUCUUCGAGUGGGAGGUCAUGCUAAUGAUUAACGAUGAUUGCAAGUACUAUGGCGGUGGCUUCUUCCGUGCCGUCCUUACAUUUCCAACAGACUAUCCACUGCUACCACCUAAAAUGCGAUUCACAACUCCAAUAUGGCACCCCAAUAUAUAUCACCCGUCCGGCGACGUAUGUAUAUCAAUCCUGCACCCACCAGAAGACGACAAGUAUGGCUAUGAGACGGCAGCCGAGAGAUGGACUCCUGUACAGAGUCCCGAGACUAUACUGUUGAGCGUCAUCAGUAUGUUGUCCAGUCCAAACGAUGAGAGUCCCGCAAAUGUCGAUGCGGCCAAGAUGUGGCGCGAGGACCCAAAGGAGUUUAGGAAGAGGUGUAGAAAGAUUGUGAGAGAGAGUCUGGGCGAUGAGUGA
This is a messenger RNA of Cyphellophora attinorum, 513 nucleotides long. RefSeq names its product Ubiquitin-conjugating enzyme E2 15. Gene Ontology annotation, cellular component: cytosol; endoplasmic reticulum. The coding region runs from base 1 to 513 and encodes 170 amino acids. The transcript is spliced from 2 exons. The record is from RefSeq and is a predicted model, not a curated record. NCBI's taxonomy places the organism in Eukaryota, Fungi, Ascomycota, Eurotiomycetes, Chaetothyriales, Cyphellophoraceae.